AUGCCUUUUGCUCCAUUUAUAGGGGUGAAUCAUCACGGACAAUCCAUUCUACUAGGGUGUGGCCUACUAUUCAGCGAGGAUUCUUCCUCAUUCAUUUGGCUUUUUAAUGCAUGGUUGACAUGCAUGUAUGGAUGUGCUCCGAAGGCAAUAAUAACUGACCAAUGUCGAUCAAUGGGCAUUGCUAUUGAGAGGGUGUUUCAAAACACCAAGUAUAGAUUAUGCUUUUGGCAUAUCAUGAUGAAACUCCCAGCUAAAUUUGGUGCUCACACUCAAUACAAAUCUCUAAAACAAACGAUGAAAAAUAUUGUCUAUAACUCAAUCACAAUUGAUCAGUGCGAUUAUGAAUGGAUGAGAAUGGUAGACGAUUUUCAAUUAGAAGAUAGCGAUUGGUUAAACUCUUUGUACAGAGAACGAAGUAAGUGGAUACCUGUCUACGUAAAACACCACUUUUGGGCAGGCCUGUCAACCUCACAAAGAAGUGAAAGCAGGAAUUCUUUUUUUGACGACUUUGUUCAUUCAAAAACCUCCAUCAAACAGUUUGUUGAGCAAUAUGACAGGGCUUUGAAGAGAAACAUCGAGAAAGAAAUGAAACUGGAUUUUCAGUCAUAUAAUUCAAGUUUGUCAGUUGUUUGUGGCUAUCCCGUGGAACGACAAUUUCAUAGUUUGUACACUAACGACAUUUUGAGGAUAAUCCAUAACGAAGUGGCCGGGAUGUUGUAUUGCGAAAUCCAAAAUAUUCAACAGGAAGGUCCAACUCAUGUUUUUGAUGUAUUAGAGAACAUUCUGGGAAGUGCAGGAGAAACCUUGAGGGACGUUUGGUUGAAAGUACACUACACCGCGAUGGGGAAUUUUGUAAAAUGUCAAUGUAAGAUGUUUGAGUUUAGGGGAAUUUUGUGCAGACAUAUUCUUAUGGUGUAUAGAAGAAUGAAAGUGGAUCAAGUGCCUGAGAGAUAUGUCUUGAACCGUUGGCGCAAAGAUUUGAAACGAGGUUAUCAAAGCAUCACCAAUAUUUAUGAUUUUGAUGUGUUUGAAAGUCAAAGAAAAAGGUAUAACAGUCUAACUCCAAUGAUGCAUUUGUUCCAACAGCUUGCAUCACAAUCUGAAGAUAAUACCUCAGUUGCGUCUAGACUUUUGGAAGACAUUAUUCAAAAGUUGAUGUUGGAUUUUGAUAAUUCAUCUACAAGUUCCACACCAGCAACUAAUCCUCCAACCGAGAAAGUGAUUCACUCUCCGGUUAGAGUGAAGGCUCGAGCGUUAUAUUGA
Messenger RNA from Impatiens glandulifera, 1263 nucleotides. Its product is annotated as protein FAR-RED IMPAIRED RESPONSE 1-like. Gene Ontology annotation, molecular function: zinc ion binding. Bases 1 to 1263 code for a protein of 420 amino acids. Lineage: Eukaryota; Viridiplantae; Streptophyta; Magnoliopsida; Ericales; Balsaminaceae. The record is from RefSeq and is a predicted model, not a curated record. Gene Ontology annotation, biological process: regulation of DNA-templated transcription. The transcript is spliced from 2 exons.